AAAUUUUAAAAGAAAAAAAAACAGAGGAAGUACUUCCUUCCUACCAAACACACCCGAAGAGAGAGAAAAGAGAACUCGAGGAGCUCUCGUGUCCUUUCUCUUUCCCCCUCGAAUGUAGACGAAACCCUAGUUAUCUCCGUCUCUCCAACUCACAGUCUGCACGCGCACACAAAGCUUGUCCUUGUUCUUCUCUCCAUAUUUAGGGUUUCUGUUCGAUCUCUCUUUCCAUUUCCCGGAUCUUCGACACUUUCGGCUGUCUUUUGUAAUCGACCUAUAGAAAUAGAGAAGGAAAAGAAAUGUAUAGAGAUCGAGGUGGUGGGGUUUCUUCUGGAGCAUUGGAUCGGAAGCGAAUCAACGAUGCAUUAGAUAAGCAGUUGGAAAAGUCUUCAGCGUCUACAACGAGAGCGUUGAAGGACAAAGCUGUUCCCUCCACCUCUGCUGCUAAAUUGCAUCAGCGUCAUCAUAAUCAUCAUAUGGACACUCUCUCUUCCUCUACUCUCACCACAAAAAACAAGUGCUCCGAUGAGGAAUCUGAAUCAGACAGUGAAGAGUCUGAUGUUAGUGGUUCCGAUGGAGAUGACACAUCAUGGAUUUCUUGGUUUUGUAACCUGCGUGGGAAUGAGUUCUUCUGUGAGGUUGAUGAUGACUACAUUCAAGAUGAUUUUAACCUCUGUGGAUUGAGUGGUCAAGUUCCAUACUAUGACUAUGCACUUGACCUAAUCCUUGAUGUUGAAUCCUCUCAUGGUGAUAUGUUCACUGAGGAGCAAAAUGAAUUGGUUGAAUCAGCAGCAGAGAUGCUGUAUGGCUUGAUCCACGUCCGGUAUAUUUUGACUAGCAAGGGGAUGGCUGCAAUGUUGGAGAAGUACAAGAACUACGACUUUGGGAGAUGCCCACGAGUUUAUUGCAGUGGACAGCCUUGUCUACCAGUUGGUCAGUCUGAUAUUCCACGCUCAAGUACCGUAAAAAUUUACUGUCCAAAAUGUGAAGAUAUCUACUAUCCACGAUCAAAGUACCAAGGCAAUAUUGAUGGAGCUUACUUUGGGACAACAUUUCCUCACCUCUUUUUGAUGACUUCUGGACACCUGAAGCCGCAAAAGCCUACACAGAAUUAUGUUCCAAGGGUCUUCGGUUUUAAGAUCCACAGGACUUGAUAUGGAAGGUCCUCUGUGAAAUGUGAUAAGAUUAAAAUAGUUUAUUCCAGUAGAUAGUUCUCACCUGGCAUUUAUGUAUAAUUCUUCAUGGUAGAACCUGGUAAUGUUGGGUUGUUAAUGUCCAAAUCGUUUCAUUGAUUGGAAAAGUAACUGUCGCCAGCCAAUCUUUCAAGUGAAAUUUCCCCCCUAAAUUUCUCUUGUAUUCUUAAUUUCUUCCAGUUCUAUUGAUAUCUGUCUUUUCAUGUA
Messenger RNA from Capsicum annuum, 1397 nucleotides. Its product is annotated as putative casein kinase II subunit beta-4. Gene Ontology annotation, cellular component: cytoplasm; protein kinase CK2 complex. The transcript is spliced from 5 exons. Gene Ontology annotation, molecular function: protein kinase regulator activity. Bases 297 to 1151 code for a protein of 284 amino acids. Lineage: Eukaryota; Viridiplantae; Streptophyta; Magnoliopsida; Solanales; Solanaceae. The record is from RefSeq and is a predicted model, not a curated record.